UCGAUUACUUCACUACAAACCUUCAGUUCCCAUAUCAAGUACUGCAUGAGAGUAGGCUGAGCAAGCCACAAAUUCACCAUGGUUCUCCGGCAAUGUUUGGCAUGUAACACAGUGAUGACAGAAUCUUGCAGAUCAUGCGUUUGUGGUCACGUGUUCAAAGACGUUAAAAAGAUUGGUGGAAAGAGGUUCUCAGAAUAUCGCGCUGAGUUGUAUAAACGACUGGAAAACAGGAGAAUCAAACGGUUGUUACGACAAAACAGAAAAGCGAGCGAAAAGGGAACUACCCGACAGCCUCUCAAAGAACACGAGGGCAACCGGGAAGAAUCCUUAGCCAUUACUUCAGCCCUCAAGCCAAAGACCCACCCAGUUUAUUCUAGACCACUUCACCGAAGAAUAAAAGGCAAACGAUUUUCGUGCACAGUUAAGCCGCCGUCAGACAAAACAACCAGUGUGCCACCAGAACUUGUGUCCAGGCUUCCAAGUGCUCUGCAAGAAAUCAACAGAAGAUUGACGGGACAAAACUUGAUAUGGUGGACGAUGCACUUAUUAUAAUGGCUACGACCAUCGAAGGAUAAGCUAAACAGGGGACAAUCGAGAGAGCUCGACUCUGUUUUCCCCUUGACUUUUGAUAAAAAAUGGUUAUGCACUGUUACCAGGUAGCAGCCCUGGCUGCAAGACAUGUACAAUUCUGGUAUCAGACUUGACUUCGGCUGACAAACGCACAGCACUGAAUUACAGAACCAAACGAAAGCGUGUCAGACCCUUGGAAAAUUAGUGUCUCCAGCUCGUAUUUAUGAAGUAGAUAAUCAAAGUCCAAAGAACAUUACGAUGUGUGGAUAACUAUGAUCUCGGGAAAGGAGAUAGAGCUGUUAACUAUAGACACUUUGUAUUUAUUUUAUACUUUUUACUUCAAAAAUAAUUCGGUCCGAACCAUAAUCUACCUGUCGAUAAGAAGCAACUCUUUAACAUCUACUGGCAUUUGAGAAACCGGCUACUAGUCGUUUCGUACCCACGAUCUUUUCGUACCCAAUCGUUUCGAACCCCUCAUUUUUUGUCUGGAUCGAUUCUUACCCAUUCAAUUGAGUCGUUUCGUACCCAAUUCAUACGAAUAAGUAUGUUAAGUGAAAUUUAUUACCGUUAAUUAUAAUGAUAUAGCCAGGGGAAAAAAAAUCACACUUUCACUAUAGCAAGUCACAAGCAAUAACAAUAGACUGUUCUGUUAAAAACAUCACAAUUACCGUGCGCUAGGCAAAAUUUUAGUUGUUUUGGUUGGAAAGUCACAAGUAUACACUAAAGAAUUUUGCUUGUAUCUUACUUGAUUAUUUCGCUUGACUCUACUGAAUUUGGGUACGAAACGACUGGACACCGAGAAACCGUGACCAUACCAAAAGCUCAUUUUGGUUUUAUCAUAUAUUCAUUGUAUCUGAAUUGAUAAAGCAAAGCAAAGCAAAGCAAAGCAAA
Molecule: messenger RNA, 1461 nt
Organism: Stylophora pistillata
Lineage: Eukaryota; Metazoa; Cnidaria; Anthozoa; Scleractinia; Pocilloporidae
Source: RefSeq, a predicted model, not a curated record